GAGCGCUUACGUUGAUAACGCAAGCGUCUAGGGGUUUGUUGUUGUUGUUGUGAAAUUGACAAGAUACACGUGAAUACUUGGCAAUUUUGGUUGCUUCUGUCGCUCUUUAAAAAUGCCAAAAGAAAGGGUUCAGAAAAAAUCUCGGCAACAUGCUGAAGUUCAAAAACAAGGAAUCAACUUCAACAAGGAGUUUGGUCAGCACAUCCUGAAGAACCCGCUAGUUGUGAACAGCAUGGUGGAAAAGGCAGCUCUGCGACCCACGGAUGUUGUGCUAGAGAUCGGGCCGGGUACCGGAAACAUGACUGUGAAACUGCUGGAGAAAGUGAAGAAGGUGAACGCUUGUGAAAUAGACCCCAGACUUGUUGCAGAACUUCAGAAGCGAGUCAUGGGCACGCCAUAUCAGUCCAAGUUGCACGUUAUUGUUGGAGAUGUUAUCAAAACAGACCUGCCUUUCUUUGAUGUCUGUGUGGCUAACAUGCCUUACCAGAUAUCCUCACCUUUUGUCUUCAAACUGCUACUCCAUAGACCAUUUUUCAGGUGUGCUGUUCUGAUGUUUCAACGAGAGUUUGCACAGCGUCUCGUGGCUAAACCAGGGGACAAGUUGUACUGUCGACUGUCUGUGAACACACAGCUACUGGCCCGAGUUGACCAUUUAAUGAAGGUUGGAAAAAAUAAUUUCCGCCCUCCUCCUAAAGUGGAGUCCAGUGUAGUCAGAAUAGAGCCACGUAACCCUCCUCCACCCAUCAAUUUUCAGGAAUGGGAUGGCUUGGUACGAAUCUGUUUCUCCAGAAAGAAUAAAACCAUUGGUGCCUCCUUCAGAUUUACUAAAGUAUUAGACAUGCUGGAAAAGAAUUACAGAGUUCACUGCUCUUUGAACAAUAUUCCCAUUCCUCCAGAGUUUGAUGUGAAAACCAAGGUGAAUGAGAUACUUACCAGCAAAGAGUAUGAUUCCAAGCGGCCGAGACAGAUGGACAUUGAUGACUUCUUGGGGUUGCUGAACUGUUUCAAUUCAGCAGGAUUUCAUUUCUCAUGACACUGCAGUAGGUCUCCAUGAUAUUGCAGAAAGCCUCAAGAAAAACACAACAAACCCUGUCUAUCACUGUUCACCAAAACAGUUGUGUGUUAUGAGGCUAGACUGUAACCAGGCAUGACUUUAACAUGAUUGUAUCAAAGACUAUGCUGCAUAGUAAUGUUGAUUUUGAAUUAAUAAUAUUUGUAUUUGAAUUGCCAUUUAAUACGUUAUAGUUACAUGUUAUUGUUGUGGCAUCAAGAGAAUGCACACAUAAAUUGUACCUAACUGAUUAAUCAAAUUAAACUAUAAGUAUAAUUUAAUUUAAUUGAAGCAAUGUGCUUUCCUGUGCAUGUUGUGUACUGCAUAGUAUAUAUGUGUAAAACAUCUAAAGCAGUUAUUUAAGUGGGUAAAUUACUUUUUUUUUCAGGCAAAUUCACCAUCAUUAUUAAAGUAAAGCCAGCAAUUAAGUUUUUGUUUAAUAUAUAUGUUAGUUAACAUUAUAUUUCUGCUUACAGGAAUGUUAAUGUCAAUAUUGUUGAACUGUAUUGUACAUUCACAAAUGCAUGACUUAACACUGAUGAUUUUUAUAUAAUCAAACAUGCAGGGGCUUGUUGUUUGUAUUCUGUCAGUUGCAAUGUCAAGCAGAAUGUACACUAAUUUUGCAUUUGUGCAGGUUAAUGUAGUUGUAAAUAUGUAAAUUAAAUGCUUACAGAUUCUGUUAUCGUAUCAAAUAAACUCGAUUUAAUUUUACUGAUAUUGUAUUUAUCGCAGUUAGAUAUAUAUCACACAUUUAAAACUUUGAUAAGGGCGUAACUUUAGCCAUAUAGAUGUUUAACACAUUUUGAGGUGCAAAAUAACUAGUAAAAACAGGUUCCUAUGACAAAGGUCAAGGUCAGAUAUGAGAAAAAAUUAUGUAAUUUAGACUUUGUACAUGUAAAUACAUGUACUAGUGCAUAUGUAUGUAUACUUUUGUUAUUGCAUGCCAUUCUUGAAAUGUGAAGAAAUGCCAUAUCUGAACAGGCGUGGCUUUAACUGUACUAUGCUGGACGACUGUCAAAUAAAAUAAUAAAUAAACUCCUGAAACGUU
Dreissena polymorpha is the source of this 2099-nucleotide messenger RNA. RefSeq names its product probable dimethyladenosine transferase. The coding region runs from base 113 to 1033 and encodes 306 amino acids. The transcript has 11 exons. Gene Ontology annotation, molecular function: rRNA (adenine-N6,N6-)-dimethyltransferase activity. Gene Ontology annotation, cellular component: mitochondrial matrix. Lineage: Eukaryota; Metazoa; Mollusca; Bivalvia; Myida; Dreissenidae. The record is from RefSeq and is a predicted model, not a curated record. Gene Ontology annotation, biological process: rRNA methylation.